Messenger RNA from Notechis scutatus (mainland tiger snake), 1025 nucleotides. RefSeq names its product TatD DNase domain containing 1 (gene TATDN1). Gene Ontology annotation, molecular function: 3'-5'-DNA exonuclease activity. Lineage: Eukaryota; Metazoa; Chordata; Lepidosauria; Squamata; Elapidae. Gene Ontology annotation, cellular component: cytosol. The record is from RefSeq and is a predicted model, not a curated record.
GAUCCCGAGGCAACCGGAAGUGAGGGGCGGUGCUUUAACGGCUCUUCCUCUGCCUCUUUGGAGCGAGCGUGAAAGGUGCGCGCGGGUUCUGCCGUUGUCGUCAUGAGUCGCUUCAAGUUCAUUGAUAUUGGUGUUAACUUAACCGAUCCUAUGUUCAGAGGUAUAUACAGGGGCACCCAAAAACAUAAAGAUGAUUUCUUGGAUGUAAUAGACAGAGCAAUCAAAAUUGGAGUUCAAAAGCUCAUCAUCGCAGGUGGUAAUCUACAAGACAGCAAAGAUGCUUUGCAGCUGGCCCAAACCAAUGAAAUGUUUUACAGUACUGUUGGCUGCCAUCCCACUCGCUGUGGGGAAUUCAGUCAGGGUAAUCCUGACCGGUACUUAGAGGAGUUACAAGAUUUAGCUGAGAAGAACAAAGGGAAGGUUGUCGCAAUUGGGGAGUGUGGCUUGGACUUCGACAGAUUAGAAUUCUGCCCCAAAGAGAUUCAACUCAAGUAUUUUGAAAAACAGUUUGAUCUAUCUGAGCAAACCAAAUUGCCAAUGUUUUUGCACUGCAGGAAUUCGCACCCAGAAUUCCUAGAUAUAAUGAGGCGAAAUAGAGAGAGGUGUACAGGAGGAGUGGUUCACUCUUUUGAUGGCACCAAAGAAGAAGCGGCAGCUCUAAUAGAUCUGGAUCUUUAUAUAGGGAUUAAUGGUUGUUCUCUGAAAACUGAAGCCAACCUAGAAACGGUGAAGUCAAUUCCCAGUGAAAGGUUAAUGAUAGAAACAGAUGCUCCCUGGUGUGGAGUGAAAAACACCCACGCAGGCUCAAAAUUUGUAAAAACCACAUUUCCAACCAAAAAGAAAUGGGAAGUGGGACACUGCCUAAAGGACAGAAAUGAACUUUGCCAUAUAAUCCAGAUACUGGAAAUACUAGCAACAGUUCGUGAAGAGGAGCCAUUAGAACUGGCCAAUAUUUUGUAUAACAACACUAUUAAAACUUUCUUUCCAGAUAUGUAAAUCCAGUUAAUUCUGUUCAUAAAAUAAAA